This is a messenger RNA of Trypanosoma grayi, 1872 nucleotides long. Its product is annotated as putative DNA damage repair protein. Gene Ontology annotation, biological process: error-free translesion synthesis; error-prone translesion synthesis. Lineage: Eukaryota; Euglenozoa; Kinetoplastea; Trypanosomatida; Trypanosomatidae. The record is from RefSeq and is a predicted model, not a curated record. Gene Ontology annotation, molecular function: damaged DNA binding; deoxycytidyl transferase activity; DNA-directed DNA polymerase activity. The transcript has a single exon. Bases 1 to 1872 code for a protein of 623 amino acids. Gene Ontology annotation, cellular component: nucleus.
AUGAGCAGAAUGGAGGAAAUACCAAGGAGGGGUCCCCAGGUGCGGGAACAACUGAACAGUCUUAAGCACUUUCAGCAACAUUCACGUCUACAUUUUAUUGGUCAAUGGAAGACAAAGGCCAGCGACUUGUUUAAGGAGUGGUUUAAAGAGAAGCCCUUUUGGAAUCACGGUGAUAUGAACCAUCAGGUUUUGUUCGCACACUUGGAUAUGGAUGCCUUCUUUUGCAGCGUUGCCCUUGCAAAGGAAGAGAAUUACCACUUGCGCGACAAACCGGUUUGCAUAGCUGCGGGAAAAUACAACAGUGACAUUUCCUCUUGCAAUUACAUAGCAAGGUCGUACGGUGUACGUGCGGGAAUGUAUGUGAACGCUGCGAAAGAGAUCUGUCCUAGCCUGCAGGUGCUAGGUUACGAUUUGCCGCGUUGCGAGGAGGUCAACAAAUGUCUUUAUCGCAUUCUAUUCGAGUUUUGCCCGGAUCUAGUCAGCAUGGCUGUCGAGGUAUAUAGCAUCGAUGAGGUUAUGAUAGCUUUUGACACUGAUGACUACAACACGAUAAUACGUUACUGCAAAAAUGUGCGUGAAGAAGUGAAGAAGUCUACGAAUUGCACUGUAUCGUGUGGCAUUGGUCCCAAUAUUAUGCUUGCUCGCAUUGCCACAACAUUUGCAAAACCAAACGGGAUACAUUUUAUUCGCCCCGAGGAUACAUCGAGCAUUGUUGCACAGCUUCCCUUCAAUAAAAUACAUGGUGUGGGAGACUCUGCAAUGGCGAAACUGCGUCCGUUGAUGAAACCUUAUUUUAAUGAUAGUGAAAUUACCGACGAGAGCAUUCUCUGCCGGCACGUACAGAAGCUAACAAAGCAGCAAAUGCAGCGUUCCUUUGGGCAAAAGACUGGUGUGAACUUUUUCAACCUUUGUCGUGGCAAUGACACGCGUGUAGUGAGUCGGACAGGCGAUGAUGAAAACCAAAAGAUGUUUGGUAAGAAGUCACCUAGUAGCGUCAGUUGCUCCAUGAACUACGCCGUGAGACCUACUUCUCUAGACGAUAUUUGGAGCAUUGCUAGACAGUUGCUAGAGGUUGUCUGCAAUAAACUGGAAAAGGGAGAUUACUCGAGUUCUGGGCUACGGGUAACAAUGUUAGAACGCCAUCCUCUGCACCCGAAGGAAACCCAAAAGUUUAUGGGAAGGGGAAGAUGCGUCGAAUAUCACAUACCUGUCUGCUUUGAGUCCACCUUGGUGAGCUCAGACCUUGAAACGAUGCUGCAGCGGGUUAAGGACACCCUCACACCGCUUCUUGUGUGUUGCCGUCCAAUAACUGAUGAGGAAAGGGCAAGGGAGCUUGGUCUGGACGACGACGCUUGGUCCAAGACUGUAUGGACAGUCACUAUUAACGCUGACACAAAUGUCGUUGUAUCUGAUGUUCGGGGAAUGACCAUUCAGGCCACGGGACUUCACGUUGAACAGGGUACCAAGGGCGUUUUCAAGCGUGCACGAAGCGGUCAGUUGUCUCUUGCUGAUGCCUUCUCCAAAGGUUCUGAUGGAAAGGAGGAUGAGGAGAAGGAGAAGCAGCAGCAGCAGCUGCCAGAUGUUUUAAACGUUUCUGCGUCGAUGCCAGGGGUCGUUGAGAGUACUUUUGAUUUGUGCAUUCUUGAUCGUAUGAUGGACCGUGACAUUGACAGUGUCUUUGUCCAGGAGUGGAAAGAUGUCGCGAGGCGCGUUGGUCGCCAGGCAGAUUAUACAGCAAUCAAAAGUCUACUCCGUGUUGCUGCUUUUCGGUUUGCAAUGGGUUCAAUGCCAGUAGAUGAGGCUCGAGAGGAGUUUAAGAGCCUUGUAGCGUUUGCCAAUGCGUUAUUACCUGUUCCUGUCUCAUUCGUUUAA